Messenger RNA from Arctia plantaginis, 414 nucleotides. NCBI's taxonomy places the organism in Eukaryota, Metazoa, Arthropoda, Insecta, Lepidoptera, Erebidae. The record is from the annotation of a GenBank genome assembly.
AUGUAUCGCUUCAUCCUACUUAUUUCAUUACUGGCAUGCGCUCACGGGAUGACAAGAGCGCAAGUAAAAAAAACAAUGGGGCUACUGAAAAAUCAAUGCAUGCCGAAGAAUUCAGUUACCGAAGAUCAGGUGGCAAAAAUAGGAGAAGGUUUUUUUCCAGACGAUAAAAAUGUUAUGUGCUAUGUUACCUGCAUCUACAAGAAUAUGCAAGUGAUAAAGAAUGAUAGACUGGAUGAGGCACUAGUGACAAAACAAGUAGACAUACUCUAUCCUCCAGAUUUGAAAGUAGCAACGAAGAACGCUGUUGUAAUUUGCAUACAUCACCAGGACAAAUACAACGAUGUGUGCGAGGGAGUAUAUGCUGCAGUCAAAUGUUUAUAUGAGACGGACCCACCGUCAUUUAUUUUCCCGUGA